GCUACCACCAAUCCAUCCCACCACCACACCGCUCACCCUCCUACAUUUCUUCUCAAUCCCACAACCUUCGCCCUCUUCACAUCCAACCCCCCCCCUUUCAACACCUCUCUUCACACCACCAACAACCUCGCAACUGCACACACCAUGUCCGGCGAGAUCAGGCGGAAGCUCGUCAUUGUCGGCGACGGCGCGUGCGGAAAGACGUGUCUCCUCAUCGUCUUCAGCAAGGGCAUGUUCCCCGAGGUCUACGUUCCCACAGUCUUUGAGAACUAUGUUGCCGAUGUCGAGGUCGAUGGAAAGAAGGUCGAGCUUGCUCUCUGGGAUACCGCUGGCCAGGAGGACUACGACCGUCUGAGGCCUCUCUCGUACCCCGACUCGCACGUCAUCCUUAUCUGCUUUGCCGUUGACUCGCCCGACUCGCUCGACAAUGUCCAAGAAAAGUGGAUCUCCGAGGUCAUGCACUUCUGCCAGGGCCUCCCCAUUGUUCUCGUCGCAUGCAAGAAGGAUCUCCGUGAUGACCCCAAGACCAUCCAGGACCUCGCCCGCAUGAACCAGCGCCCCGUCUCGCGCAACGACGGUGUCGCCGUCGCCCAGAAGAUCGGUGCCCAGGGCUACGUCGAGUGCUCGGCCAAGACUGGCGAGGGUGUUAAGGAGGUCUUCCAGGUUGCUACGCGCCAGGCGUUGACCAUUGUCAACGGCAAGAAGCGCGGCAACAAGAACGGCAAGAGCGGCAAGUGUGUCGUUCUCUAAUCGGCUCUUGUAAACCUCUGCAAGCUUCCACAGUCUUUCUUUGUACUGCUACGCGUCUUCUCGUUUCUCGCAACUAUUACGCCCGUCCUCUCAUCAAGCCCUGUCUAUUGCGUCGGUGCCAUGGCCCUAGACACACGAUCAAUGAUAUACCAUGCGUGUCUGAACCACCGUUGUCACGACGAUGGCCCUGGAUUCCCAUUGGCAUUUCGUCUCUAUCCCCACACCCAUCCCUAUUGCUCUCCACCCCCUCCCCCCUUCCCUACACCACCCUCGUAAGCCUGCAAUGCCAGGUCUGAUGUUAUGAGUCACGAGUUGCAAG
Molecule: messenger RNA, 1069 nt
Organism: Vanrija pseudolonga
Lineage: Eukaryota; Fungi; Basidiomycota; Tremellomycetes; Trichosporonales; Trichosporonaceae
Gene: rho1
Product: GTP-binding protein rho1
Exons: 7
Coding region: 145-750 (201 amino acids)
Biological process (GO): small GTPase-mediated signal transduction
Cellular component (GO): cytosol
Molecular function (GO): GTPase activity; protein kinase binding; GTP binding
Source: RefSeq, a predicted model, not a curated record